Penaeus monodon (black tiger shrimp) is the source of this 394-nucleotide messenger RNA. RefSeq lists its product as uncharacterized. The transcript has a single exon. The coding region runs from base 143 to 394 and encodes 83 amino acids. NCBI's taxonomy places the organism in Eukaryota, Metazoa, Arthropoda, Malacostraca, Decapoda, Penaeidae. The record is from RefSeq and is a predicted model, not a curated record.
CAGGUGUGGUUGAGUGUCCGUCAGUGAAACUUGGGAAGGUGGCGAUGGCGGUUAGGGACCGUCCUGUGUUGUUCUCGUGAAAGCUCUGAUCAGUGUGUGUGUCUUCUUUGGUCUAAGAGAGUGCAGAGGAACCAGUUUCAAAAUGAAUAUAUUAAAGAGAGGAAUGGUGUUUUUGACAUUCUUUGGCUGCUGUUUCGCUAUAGCUCUGAUGGCUGCAGCGAUGAGCACAAAGUACUGGAUGGAGGCAAAGGCCGUUCAGAAGAGGAUUAAUUCGGAUACCACCUUUGAAAUUCGGCCGAACUCAACCGGCCACAUCCACUUCGGUCUCUUCAAGGGCAAGAAAUCCCUCAACGUCGGCUUCGGGAUGAGAGUUCACCAUUUCGAUGGUGAGUAA